AUGCCACUCACGCCACAGCAGAUCAUCACGCGUAUCGAAUAUGACCCUAAUGGCCUCGAGCGCAUCGCCUCACGUAAUCUCACAAAAGUCCUCGAAAUCGUCGAGCCAGAUCCAACCUGGCCACAGCAAUUCGAGCAACUCAAAACACGUAUCAAGAACGCUCUCGGCGACACAGCACUUGCCAUUGCGCACGCCGGCUCAACCAGCGUGCCAGACCUACCCGCCAAGAACAUCAUCGACAUCGACCUCACUGUGAAGGAUAUUCUGGAUGAAGAUUCCUACGUGGGCCCGCUUGAGGCCGCGGGGUUCAUGUUCCUGUUCCGCGAGAGAGGGUGGCACGAGCACCGGUUCUUUGGGCUGGGUCGGGAUCCUACGCCUGUGAAUUUACAUGUUUUUGGGCCGGAUUGUCCAGAGGUGGAGAGGCAUAGGAUCUUUAGGGAGUGGUUGACGAAUAACCCGGGGGAUAGGGAGAGGUAUGCGGAGAUUAAGAGGGUGUCGGCGAGGGAGUCGAGGGAGAGGGGGGAGUCGGUGAUGGAUUAUAAUAAUAGGAAGGAGAAGGUGUUGCAGGAGAUUUUGGAUAAUGCAUUUAGGGCGUUGGGGUAUAUAGAGUGA
This is a messenger RNA of Pochonia chlamydosporia 170, 612 nucleotides long. Its product is annotated as GrpB domain-containing protein. The record is from RefSeq and is a predicted model, not a curated record. Bases 1 to 612 code for a protein of 203 amino acids. The transcript has a single exon. NCBI's taxonomy places the organism in Eukaryota, Fungi, Ascomycota, Sordariomycetes, Hypocreales, Clavicipitaceae.